Bolinopsis microptera is the source of this 2456-nucleotide messenger RNA. RefSeq lists its product as uncharacterized. Bases 37 to 1800 code for a protein of 587 amino acids. The transcript has a single exon. NCBI's taxonomy places the organism in Eukaryota, Metazoa, Ctenophora, Tentaculata, Lobata, Bolinopsidae. The record is from RefSeq and is a predicted model, not a curated record.
AUUACAUUUCAGAAUUUAUGAAACCUGAAGAACUACAUGAGAACAAAAAUGAUUCUGUUUGCAUUAGCACUGAUAUCAGUGGCUGCUGCUCAAGAUCCUGCUAUUGUCUACAAGUACUCUGAUGCUUAUGAACGAAUCUGGCAUGAUGCAGGGUCUGAAGCUGACCGGGAUGGGGCAGUUUGGCGCGUACGGAACUAUCAGUCAGAGUUCUGCUCUCUCGGAGAUAUAGCUACUGAUGGGUGGGGUCGUCCCACAGCUAAAGCAGUGUUGGUGUCACAGAGGAAAGCAGGAGCCCUAAGUCACCCGAUCAGGUUCUCUCGAGUGUGGAGGGAUUCAGGAAGUGGUGCAUAUUCUGACGUUGCUAUAUACAUGAUGAACGCUCCAUCUGGAUACACCUGUCUUGGAGGAGUUGCAAUGGGGAGUCAUUAUACGAAACCUGACUCCAGCAAGUACUGUUGUGUAAAGAACCAGUACGUAGUCCAGGCAGAUACGGUACAUACUUGGAACGACAAAGGCUCGGGGGCAUAUUCUGACCUUAGUUUGUGGACUGUCAUUAGGGCUGGGGGAGACGCUUUUGGAAUUGAUGCAGGAACCUUUAUUGGUGUCAAUGGAUACUCCAGACCGUCUUCUUCGUAUCUCCUUAGAGCUGACGGUAAUAAUGUUCGCGAUGUUUGGAGUCUGCCUACUAAAGAUGACAAACCACUAAACUUGUACGAAGUUGGGGAGCUGAAGAUGAUCUGGAACGACGCUGGAUCUGGAGCUGAUGCUGACUGUUCAAUCUGGAGAGCUGAAUCUAGAAGCGGGUAUUAUCCUGUUGGAGAUAUUGUUGUUGCCUCACACAGCAAGCCUAGGAUAGGGUUCCUGCUGAAACCUAAAAACGUUAACGACGACUCCGUUCGGGCACCAAUAUCCUACUCAAGGAUCUGGAAUGACAGGGGUUCGGGAGCAAACAAAGAUGUACAACUGUGGAGAGUGAACUGUCCUGGAGGGUACGUCUCCCUGGGAAGCGUCGCUACUUCCGGCAGUUACCCUAAUAUUGGUGACGUUUACUGUGUGAAGAGCAGUUACACUUCAUACGGAUCAUCCAGCAACUGGGGAUACGUUUGGAGGGACCAUGGAAGUGGGGCUAAUUCUGAUGUUUCGAUCUACGAGGCUCGAACAUCUUCUAGCUCCUUGCAGUCAGUGAGAGGGUUCGGAGCUGUAGCAAGCUACUACUCCUACCCCAGCUCUCCUUACUUCUUGAACAAGCAGUUCCACUCAUACUGGGCAGAGAAACCUAUAGAGAAGAUCUACAUGUACAACGUGCAGUACGAUCUCAAUAGCGAAAGACAACAGACUGCUCCUGUUAAGAUGAGCCCGACGGUUGUGGAGAAUUUCUCCGAUCAACCGCAAAAAUUGACCAGAACCAUCACCUACUCCAUAGCUGAAUCGAGCUCCUUUAAAUACAGUCAGGCGAUCCAACUGGGCAUAGCAGUGGAGAUCGAGGCAAAAGUACCUAUCAUAGGAGGAGGCGUAAAGACAACAGUUAGUGCUUCGACCACCUCCACAUUUGAAACUGGAAGCACCACCACAAAGACCCACACGGAUAGCAUCAAUGCAUGGGUGCAACUACCGGGACGAUCCAAGAUGACAGCUGUCAUUGUUGGUACCGAGUACAGAGCUGAUAUUCCCUACUCAGCAACUAUCAGGAAGGUGUACUAUGAUGGAUCUCAGGCAUAUGCUACGAUAUCUGGAGUCUACAAGGGCGUGGCCGUAAGUGAGAUCAAGGUUACUUAUGGGGCAAUUGAGUAUUUUGACUAAAUGGAAUGGAGCUGUCAAGAGUUUCCGCUGAAAAGUCCUUCAGCCUGAUUUUAGGCUAAAAACCAGCCACCAUAUAUUAAUAUAAAAAGAAGAAGACUAAUUUGAAUCUUCUUAUUUCUGGUUAAUAUUAGAAUUUUGCAAUUUGAAAGUUUGUCUCUUUUGUUGUUUCACUCUUGAAAUUGUUGUCUUACAGAAUUUCAGCGGCUACAUCUGUUUACAAGGAGAAAUUCAGGAAUUGUAUUCGAGCUAAGUAAGAGACGCUAAAUUAAUCAUUUUACAGCUCGUGUACUCAUAUUAUGUUGUAAAACCAAUUGUUCUUAAUUAUAAAAUAUAUUUUAAAUCUCACAUUAAUGGUGAUCUUUGAUCCUUAAAUACAUAAAAGUGUAUGCCAUUGGGACAAACGGUUUGGGAUAUAUAACACAAAAUCGAAAAUCGCUUUAAUCGCGAAUGCAGUUAUGAUCAAAAGAAAAUUAAGAAAAUUAUAAAAAAAGAUGAAUAUACAAAAAUAAUAAAAAAUUGUAGCUAGACUAGAUAUAUUAACUUGCUCUCAGAAGCAUAGAUCUUUAAUUUAAAUUAUUGUUAAGAGUUUUGAGGGGGGAGGAGAAUGAAGGACAAUUUAUGGACAAAAAGAGACUGAGAGUAGAGUUUUAGAUGAG